Messenger RNA from Thalassophryne amazonica, 1765 nucleotides. It is a transcript of the gene mks1, whose product is annotated as MKS transition zone complex subunit 1. NCBI's taxonomy places the organism in Eukaryota, Metazoa, Chordata, Actinopteri, Batrachoidiformes, Batrachoididae. Bases 1 to 1656 code for a protein of 551 amino acids. Gene Ontology annotation, biological process: cilium assembly. The record is from RefSeq and is a predicted model, not a curated record. The transcript has 18 exons. Gene Ontology annotation, cellular component: MKS complex.
AUGACUGUUCUGCCCUGUGGUAGCCAGUCUGGGGUUCGGCUCGAGUGUGUGACCUCUUCAGCAGCCGUGUCUAAGCACCUUCAGCAGCAGAUCUCGCCCCAGCAUGAAAGAGGAGCCGUUGAGCUGCGGACCAUGACCUCACAGGGUCAUCCAGGUGAUGCUGUGGAGGAGGUGGUGGUAAGCUGGCAGGAGAAACUCUUCAGUCAGUAUGAGAUGGAUCUGUUCCAGAAUGAGGCAGCGUGUCAGACCCCUCUGGACCGGCAGUACCACACACAGAUCAACGCCCUCAUCAGGCUCAAGCACCGUCCAAAUCACAGGAUCUUCACCUACACAGAUCAUGACCGCUACACUGACUGCCUUACAUUCCACCAGCUGCAGCACUCCACAGAUCUACUGACCACGACGAGGUCUGCUCCCACCUUCCUGGCUGAAAAAAUGGCCAACAUGAGGCACAGACGGCAAGAACGACGCACCACGGACUCAAGUAUUCCCAAUUCAAAGGUCAUCAACUGGGAGCCAACCAAGGAGUUUGUGAGGAACAGCCACGUGGUGAACAAUGUCCUGCAGACAAUGUACAUCAUGGGCGAUCUGGGUCCGCCUGGACAGCUGGGCCAGAAAGAGAAUGAAUAUUUGCUGCUCACCAUAAAGACAGAUGGCAACGGAACAGUCUUUGUGAAUCCUGACUUCAACAAGGGCAAGGACCCUUACAGGAUUGUAACAGAGGGGGAGAAGAGAGAAGUUUGGCGUCUUACUGUGGAGAACAUUUCUGCAGCGAUGAAACCAGAAGAUCAGGGCAGGGAGCAGAACAUGUACAGAGACUUGUAUCGAAGACACAAACAGCACCUCAGCAGCGUUGUUGGACAGGACUUUGAAAUGCCUCCUGUGGGUGUCCUGCGUUACGUGAUGUACGGAGAGAUCGUGUCAGCCAGGGGCUUUGAAUAUGAUAACUUAUGCAUUCAGUUCUUCAUGGAACUGCCGAACGAUUGGCAGAGUUUGCCAUCCCAGGUGCUUUCGGGGGUUACUCAGACCUGCCGGACCAAAGCCAUGGGAAAGGACAAUGUGGCCUUCUUCAGUUACCCCUUCAGCUGUGAGGCUUUCUGUAUGGAUGGAAGAGUGCGUGAAGCGUGCAGUCCACACUGGCCGGUCCUCUACUUCAAGAUUCUGUCUCUGGACUCCUGGCAGCGCUGCAGAACUGAAGGCUAUGGCUAUGUGCUUUUUCCUUCAUUGCCUGGUAAACACACAAUGACGUGCCGCACGUGGCGACCCCGUCUCACAGGGACAGUAUCUGCACUUCGGCGCUUCUUUAUUGGAGUAUCGCCUGAGCUUGAAGACCACAGUUAUGUCAGAAUACCAGGAACUUUCCAGGGGGAGAGGCUGAGUCGCUUUGGCUUUUGCACAGAGACCACAGGAAGUGUCACCUUCACGCUUCAUUCUAUCCAGCAAGCAAGGUCCUUUCUUGAUGCCAGUGUGUUGAAAAAGAGGAGGCAGAAAGUUGUGGACCAGCUGGGAGGCUUCAGUCAGCAAGAGGCUCUCCAAAGCAUUCUGGAGGCCUUCCAAAGGGCGAGGACCAAGAUGAGAGAAGCCAGAGAGAGCCUCCCCAGAGAUCUCAACACAACCUCACAGCUCCAACAUCAGCCGCAGGACGGCCGGCUGUAAGGACAACCGGAGGACAUCCUGCUCGUGACGGUGAAACUAGCUCUGUGUGUACGUUGCCAGUGGGACAGACAGAUCUGACAGGAUUUAAACACAGCGAAUGUUUAUGUAA